This is a messenger RNA of Fonsecaea multimorphosa CBS 102226, 1221 nucleotides long. RefSeq lists its product as uncharacterized. Bases 1 to 1221 code for a protein of 406 amino acids. Gene Ontology annotation, biological process: mitochondrial respiratory chain complex III assembly. The transcript has a single exon. The record is from RefSeq and is a predicted model, not a curated record. Lineage: Eukaryota; Fungi; Ascomycota; Eurotiomycetes; Chaetothyriales; Herpotrichiellaceae. Gene Ontology annotation, cellular component: mitochondrion.
AUGAGCACCUUCAGCAUAUGCUCUCAGUGCCUUCGAGCAUUGAGACAAAGUGUCAGAACAGAGUCAAAUGUCCGUUGCACUCCCUCAUCAAGCCCUUCCACCUCCAACGGCUCAUUGACUAAGGUGACUGCACAGACGUCACGAAUUCAGAGCUCAUCCGUCUCAAGGCGACGAUAUCUGUCGGUCGCUUCUUCGAAAUGGCAACAAGAAGCUCCUCGAAGCGGAAGUCAAGCUCCACUGGCUGAAUCGCUUCCACCCACCACAGCUCCUACUGUCACGUCGAAUGUAACAGCCUCGUUUCCCACCACCGAACCACAAUCCAAAUCCAAGUCGGAACCACCACCAGAACGAAAAGACAAAUCUUCUGCACAACCCCCCUCCCCCAGUGCCGGUGUAAAUGUGUCACAGAUGCAGCGCCAAAUCCAAUCGCACCUCAGCAAUCCCCCGAGCAAGAGCAUCCCUGCUCGCCUCGCCGAAUCACUUAAGAAAAACAUUCCCGCUGCGACAAGAACCUAUACUAUCUACGGCCAAACCGAAGCGAUAUUCAAAUCUUGCGCCGCACCCGCUGACUACACCAUCCCACAGGACCAACGAAUGAAUAUUCUCACGGGGAAGGGUCCGCCAAAGGCCGCGGCACAAGAGGGCGCGGAACUGGGACAACCUCUGUCCGAAAACAAGGAUUCAUGGUGGUUCAGCACUGUUGAUCUGCCGCCUACAUUCUCGACAUGGUCACAAGUUACAUUCCUGCACAUGUAUGUAAUCGUAACACAUCUGCGCGCGUCGCUAGAAUCCGAGGCCGAGUUUCAGGAUUUCCACCGGUACCUGAUUGAACAUUUUUCGAGGGCCGCGGAGGACAAGAUGAUUCUGUUGCACAACCUCGCCGCCCAGGGAAUGCGGAGUCGAUACCUCAAGGACCUGUUUUUGCAGUACCGGGGGAUUCUGGCGUCGUACGACGAAGGACUCGUCAAGGGAGACGCGGUUCUUGCAAGCGCAAUAUGGAGAAAUCUAUUUCGCGCGGAUGAACAAGUGGAUUGGGAGAAAGUGUCUCUUGUUGUCGCGUACCUGCGAAGGGCAGUAAGAAGAGCCGGCCUGUUGACGCUGGACGACUUACUUGGGUCUUUGCAGAAACAGACCGGGGUCUGGGGAUUCACCCAACACCAACAAGAGCGUGUCCAGCAACUGGUGGCAGAGACGAGCAAGGGCGUGAAUGAGGCUCUUUGA